Brettanomyces nanus is the source of this 1815-nucleotide messenger RNA. RefSeq lists its product as uncharacterized. The transcript has a single exon. The coding region runs from base 1 to 1815 and encodes 604 amino acids. The record is from RefSeq and is a predicted model, not a curated record. NCBI's taxonomy places the organism in Eukaryota, Fungi, Ascomycota, Pichiomycetes, Pichiales, Pichiaceae. Gene Ontology annotation, molecular function: L-amino acid transmembrane transporter activity. Gene Ontology annotation, cellular component: membrane. Gene Ontology annotation, biological process: amino acid transmembrane transport.
AUGACGGAAUCGGCUAUCUGGAAAGGUACGAAACAGUUUUUUGGGGCCGUGAUCCUCGGUAUAGAUCAUCAACCUGAAGUUGAUGAUGCUGAAAUCGAAAAGUUUGGUGACUCUGAACAACUCGACGAAGGUGCCCCAGUGGAAAAGAAAUCUCCCUUGGGAUACAAUGUCAGUCAUUUAACAGCAUGUUAUUUGAUUAUUCAAGGUGUUAUUGGUACGGGUAUUUUUGCAACUCCUGCUACCAUUUUGAAGUCCAUCGGAUCUGUCGGUGCUAGUUAUCUAUUGUGGUGUGUUGGAUUUAUCGUUAAUCUUUUCAUCGUGUUCAUGUACGUUGAGUACGUUACCUAUUUCAGAAGAAGAUCGGGAGCCCAGGUGGUUUAUUUGGAGCAGGCAUAUCCUAAUCCUAAAUUUAUGGUUCCUGUCAUGUAUGCAGCCGUGUCUGUGACUCUUUCCUAUAUCACUUCAUCUGCUUCAUCCUUUGCUCAAUACGUGUUCAAAGGUGCUAACUACGAUGCUACCUCCUGGCAACAGAGAGGACUAAGUGUUGUUCCUCUUCUUCUUGCAGCUUCUCUUGUGGCUUUGAAUACCAAGUGGUGCAUGAGACUAAAUAAUCUAAUCGGUUUCUCCAAAGUGAUUUUCAUUUUAUUCGUUUCCUUUUCAGGAUUUGCUGCUCUUGCGGGUUCCACCAAGGCUCCGAAGGAUCACAGUAUCUUCCAUAAUGCUUGGGAAGGUACGACCCGUGAUGGUAAUGAUAUUUCAAAUGCUCUUUUGAAAGUUAUUUUCUCAUUCGGUGGUACUCCUUACGCCUUUGGUGUCGUUGCUGAAACUCAUCCAAAGAACACCAUUAGAACCUACAAGUAUUUUGUUCCGUUUACUUUAUUCCUCAUCUUCAUUUUGUAUAUCCUCUGUGUUACUGCUUACUACGCAGGUAUCGGUAACAAAGAGGAAAUUACAAAGACUGGUAACUUGGUUGCAGCCGUCUACUUCCAGAAGAUCUUUGGUAACGAAUCGGCUGUCAGGGCCAUGUGCGCAUUUGUGGCACUUUCUUCUUUUGGUCAUUUGCUUACUGCGUUUAUUGCUCAUUCCAGAGUUUUGAGAGAAUGCGGUAGACAAGGUGUGCUUCCAUAUCCAAGGAUAUGGGCUAGCGUUAAACCUUUUAACACACCUAUUUUCCCUAUAUUCGUCACUGUCUGUGUGAAUUUGGUUGUGUUGCUUGCGCCUCCUCCAGGAGAUGCUUACAACUUUGUUGUCGACUUGGGUUCCUAUGCCGAUUACAUCUUCAACGUUCUAUUGGCCAUUGGUCUAUUCAGGGUUCGCCGUGACAGAAAGAGAAGAGGUUUAGGAUACCGUGAAUUCCAUAUUCCAACGAUACUUUUACUUAUCGUCUUACUUUGGUCACUCUUUGUGCUUGCCAUGGCAUUCGUGCCUCCUAAGGGCACUUUGAUUGGUAGCGAUGUUUCUUUCUUCUAUGCUACAUAUCCUAUUACCACGUUUGGUAUCUUUGGAUUGUGUGUUGUUUACUACUUCUUCUGGGCUUGGAUUAUUCCAAGGGCUAGAGGCUAUAAGCACAGAGUUGUUACUUAUGACCUGCCCAAUGGUGAAAGAGGACACAAAGUGCUCAAUGUUCCACGGGAAGAGCUUGAAGAGUGGGACAGAGAGCACAGCUCAUCAGCAAAUGGCUUGAACUCAAUAGGCUAUGAUGACGAAGUGACAGGAAGCUUGGAAACAUCAGUUUACAAAGUGAACACCACCAACUCUAAUAACUCUUCAAAAAAAUCUGUUCCUGCCGCUGAGAAAACUGAAGAUCAUCAAUAA